AGUAGCGUCUUUCCUGCCCGAGUUUCUACUCCACCGCGACCUACUGGAAUUCAGUCUGAUUGAUUGUAGGCCUGUAUGUAAACAUGGACAUCUACCUAAUCAUCCUCUCUGUUAUUGCUGUUAUUAUUCUUCUGUCUAAUGUUUUCAGAGGAAAGGAAUCGUUAAUGAAGUUGGAUAUGGUGUGUUGUGUAAUAUUUGGAGCAAUGUUCAUUUUGUUCCCAGGCUUAGCAUCAGCACAUGAGCAGACUAAUUCUUCCGAUGGCGUGUUUCUGCAUAUGCUACGUGCAAGUGGAUGUGUCUUGAUCGGCAUUGCUGUCGUUUUCUACCAGGUGCAGCAGUCAGCUGAUGCUACCGUUUACGUUGUGUUGAUGAUGUCACGCUUGGUGACCUGUACACUGGCUGCUGUGUGUGGAUUUUACUACCGUUCACAAUCUUCUACCCCCACUGAUAUUGGCUUAUUGUACAUCUUUUUCCAUAUUGGAUUUGGUGUCUUGUACAUCUACUUCUUGUUGCAAUCACGCGAGUGGGGAGGUCAUACUCAGUUGGACACGAACGUUAACUUGCAUCUUCGCAUCGACUUCUUUGUCACAUUAGUCUUUGGAAUAUUUUGGUAUGCAUUCCCAGAAUGGGUACUUGGCUUUCAGGUAUCUAUCAAUGUGACUCCACUGCAAGAGUAUGCCACAAUGUUAUUUGCUGCGUUUAUGAUUGGCUCAGCUAUUAUGUCUAGUCACGCCCCAGGCUUCAUCAGUGAACAUGACCAAAGGGCACAGUUCCAAGGCCGCAUCCUUCAAAAUACUAUUCUCCUGCCUGCAAUGAUCUAUGCUCAGGUGUAUUACGGUACGUGGACUGUUUACCAUAUCUAUUUUGGAAUGGUCGGCUGUUUGAUGUGGACGAUUAACGCCCUUGUUGGUUUUAUGUCCCCUAAUGAGUUAGAAGAAGUCAAGUUAAAAUAAUACAGUCGCAAUGACUCCGCAACACGGUGGAAAAUGUGCAUUGUUUACGUAGAUAGUAUUUGCUAGUUGGUACUCUGAUGUUCUGAAGGGGAAAAUUUACCACAGAACAGAAGCAGAGAAAGAGUGCCCAUACAAAUGUUUUGUCUCUCUGUGUAGAUUAACAAUACAGUACUGUAUUUUUAACUAGGUAGGUUUUUGCAAACUCAAGUAGUAACAAAUAUUAACAUUCUAUUUUUUUUUAUGUUGCAUACCCAUUAUUCAGGCCUACAAAAAUUCUGUUUUGCACUUGCAAAAAGAGCACUGCAGAUGAUCUCCCUAUAGGCUCUGAGGGGAGAGAAUUUUAGAACUUUUUAAAUAUUUUAUAAGUUGUUAAUAUAAUGACCAGUCCAGUAAAUGACUUGUAUUAUAUUACUGUUAAUAUCCAAGCCAAGACAUUCUAAAGAUUCACUCUGGAUGAGGAUUGGCUAAAAAAUUCUGAAAAAUUUAUGAUGUAACUAUAUUUGUUAUUAGUUUUUGUAAGAUUGUGAAACCUUUCAGAUGUUUACUAAUACAUUACCAUCAAACGAUUUGAUGAUAACAGAGAAAGGGACAAAAACUUUAUUCUAGAUACAGAUCUCGCUCUAAUUAAAGGCCCCUUCAAUUACAGACCACCUCCAAUUAAAAACCACGUUUCUGUGGUCCCAAAUACACACACGUCUUAUCUUUAUUGUUCUAAUUAGAGACCAAAUCUGCUAAUGACCAUAGAAGCUCUGGUCCCAAAUGUGGUCAUUAAUUGGGGGGUGGGGGUGGAGACCUCAAGUUUCAUUUUUAUAUUUUAUGUCCAGGUUAUAACAGUUCAAGCCUCUAGGCUCAUUCUAUUACAUUAUUUAUGUUCAUAUUCUAACUUGCAUUAUUAAUAUACUUUAUAUGGACCAAUUAUUUUUAUAGAGAAAAAAAUUCAUAUAUUGCAAUAUUUACACUAUUUAUAGCGUAAAAUUUUUACUGCAUUAUCAGAUUUCUAGUGUGAAUUCUUAGUGCAUUAUCUUUUAAACAGGGUUAACAGUUGUAUAAUAUCCAAAAUGAUUUUUGCACUAAAUAUUUGAUUUGAUAGUCUUUGUUUUGAAUAUCGAGUGUAAAGGCAGUCGCUGCAGUUUAAAUUGACUGCCUCAGCUAAGAUAUAUCCACCGGACUCCUUGCCUUUUUUUUUAUUAACCCACUGAUUUUAUACACGGUAUUUUAUUGUAAUUUUAUGUAACAUUGUUAUAGAGAAAUAUAGUAGUUUUGAUACAUUUAACACUAGUAUUUUAGUUAUUAACACUUUUUUGUAUAGUCACUUAGACUUUCUAUCACUUUGUAUAAAAUCAUAUUAAUAUCAUGAAGUAUGUACCAAUAUGAACUAAUUUAUUACUUUAUGUUAGGUUAUUGAUUAUUUUAUACAAAUUUACUUUUCUAAAGAAUAUGAAAUAUAACUCUGGGGUAGGAUUUUGCGGUAGGGGGUGCGUGAGAAAAUUUUGAAAAUAUGGACCUCUAGGUGGCCGGAAAUUGCACUCUCAUACCUUGAAAAUCUUACUGGUACUAGGCCUAUGUUCAUAGAGGGGUGCGAUCACAUCGUCUACACCCCCCUCUGCAUCCACCCCAGUAACUGAUUCAGUUCUUUAGAAAAUUGAAAGAAGCAGCUAAUGGUUAUUUUUGAUGAAUUAUUUAGUGUAUUACUUGUGCAUGAUGAUGUGAAUUUUAACAAUAAAGUUUUCUUUCUAUCAAACCAGAACA
Molecule: messenger RNA, 2702 nt
Organism: Anneissia japonica
Lineage: Eukaryota; Metazoa; Echinodermata; Crinoidea; Comatulida; Comatulidae
Exons: 6
Coding region: 84-953 (289 amino acids)
Source: RefSeq, a predicted model, not a curated record